AAGAGAGCUCCAGUGGCUGCGCCCUGGGGUGCGGCUACGGGCAGCAGCCAAGCCUUUCGCCCUGGGGUGGAGGUACGGGCUGCAGCCCAGCCCAGGCAGCCCCCGGGCCUUGCAGCCCGCCGCCAUUCUUGUAGUCAAUGCUGCCGCAGGCCGCUCGCGCGGCUGUGUGGCAGUGGAGCGCAGCCAGGGCUUCCCCGCUGGGCCAGGCGAAGGUGGCUCUCCCCGCCCGCGCCCGCCACCUUCCCAUCCGCACCCGGCGGCCCUGGCGCUCCCCUCUUCCCCGCGCGGGAAGCAAGCAACAGGCAACUAGGCCAGAGCGGGCGACGACACUGUUUGCUUUGGCGUCGGCGAGAAGAAGAGCAUACAGGGGGCCGGCCUUGGGACCUGGGCGCCGAGCUGGACUCCACGCAUUCGCCGGCGGAAGGGGAGGAGGCGGGAGAGUGCCGCCGCUGUACCUCCUCUCGCUGCAUCCUUCUCCGGCCCCGCUGCCUGCCCACCACGGCCCCUUUGCCUUCCCUUCACACGUCCUAAAUAUCGUGCAUCUUUAAUCUUCUUGCUUUUAGCCCCCGCCCUCCCCCCGCCUCCAGCAGCUUCUCCCUCUCCCCCCUCUGCCUUUCUCCACAUCCUUCCCAUUCCUCCCCCAAAUGAGCUUCUCUUCGUCUCCCACCACGAUCCCAAAACUGCCGCUGGCUCCUCGGUGAAUCUCCCCUCGCCGUCCCAACCCCGCUUCACAGUGCCUUCCCGAAGUGACCUCUCUCCUUCUCAUCCCAUCCUUGUUCCCCCCAACUCAGCUUCUCCCUGCCUGCCUGCCUCUUUCCUCCCGCCUAGGAAAGAUCUCCUCUGUAGAGUUUACUUGUGGUGGUUCCUGCUGCAACAGAUCCCCUCCUUGUCGGCUGGAUUCUGGAAUUGCGCUUCCGGACCGAUCUCCUCCCUUCGUUGCUCCCGAAGCCUCCCUGCAUUAUCAUUGGCCCCCUCCUCUUCGCCGCUCUCUGGCCUUGUUCUUCCCUCCUGCUGACAGGGGGAGGAUCGGCCUUUGCUCCCCUCCUCCGAGGAAUGCGACUCUUUAAAUAGGGGCGGCGCGGGCGGCGGGGCUCCAUUCGCCUACUUGCUGCCUGCCUGGCCGCCUCUGGACUGGCGCAUCCGCCCCACCUCUUUCCUGCUGCGGCAUCGCCUCUUGUGCCUUUUAGCCAAAAUCCUCAUCGCUAACAAUCAUGUUUGAAAUUAAGAAAAUCUGCUGCAUUGGUGCUGGUUACGUUGGUGGACCAACAUGCAGUGUCAUUGCACACAUGUGCCCGAAAAUUAAGGUCACCGUUGUUGAUGUCAAUGAAGCUAGAAUCAAUGCCUGGAAUUCUGACUCACUUCCAAUUUACGAGCCCGGGUUAAAAGAAGUGGUAGAAUCUUGCAGAGGAAAGAAUCUCUUUUUUUCCACCAAUAUUGAUGAUGCAAUCAGAGAAGCUGAUCUUGUGUUUAUUUCCGUUAACACUCCAACAAAGACAUAUGGCAUGGGAAAAGGCCGGGCAGCAGAUCUGAAGUACAUAGAGGCCUGUGCAAGACGGAUUGUGCAAAACUCAAAUGGUUAUAAAAUUGUGACUGAGAAAAGCACUGUUCCUGUCCGUGCUGCAGAGAGCAUUCGACGUAUAUUUGAUGCCAACACAAAACCUAACUUAAAUUUGCAGGUUCUGUCUAACCCAGAAUUCCUAGCAGAAGGCACCGCUAUCAAAGACCUAAAGAAUCCAGACCGAGUACUGAUUGGUGGAGAUGAGACUCCUGAGGGCCAGAAAGCUGUUAGUGCACUCUGUGCAGUCUAUGAGCAGUGGGUGCCCAAAGACAGAAUCCUUAAAACUAAUACCUGGUCGUCUGAACUUUCCAAAUUGACAGCUAAUGCUUUCCUUGCCCAGAGAAUUAGCAGCAUCAACUCCAUAAGUGCUCUUUGUGAGGCAACUGGUGCUGAUGUUGAAGAAGUUGCAAGAGCAAUUGGAAUGGACCAAAGAAUUGGAAAUAAGUUUUUGAAAGCCAGUGUUGGGUUUGGUGGGAGCUGUUUUCAAAAAGAUGUUCUGAAUUUGGUUUACCUUUGUGAGGCUCUGAAUUUGCCAGAAGUAGCUCGUUACUGGCAACAGGUGAUCGACAUGAAUGACUAUCAGAGAAGAAGAUUCGCUUCCCGGAUCAUUGACAGCUUAUUUAACACAGUCACUGACAAGAAGAUUGCUAUUUUAGGAUUUGCAUUCAAAAAAGACACAGGAGACACAAGAGAAUCGUCCAGCAUCUACAUCAGCAAGUAUUUAAUGGACGAAGGUGCAAAACUACACAUCUAUGACCCCAAAGUGCUUAGGGAACAGAUCAUUCUGGAUCUUUCUCACCCAGGUGUAUCAGAGGAUGAUCAAGUGUCUCGAUUGGUCACCAUUAGCAAAGAUCCCUAUGAAGCAUGCGAUGGAGCCCAUGCCCUUGUUAUCUGCACAGAGUGGGACAUGUUUAAGGAGCUGGAUUACGAGCGGAUUCACAAAAAGAUGUUGAAGCCAGCUUUCAUCUUCGAUGGCAGGAGAGUCCUGGAUGAUCUUCAUAAUGAGCUGCAAGUCAUUGGUUUCCAGAUUGAGACAAUUGGGAAGAAGAUAUCAGCAAAAAGGAUUCCAUUUGCUUCUUCAUGUGACAUACCAAAGUUUAGCCUGCAGGAUCCCCCACUCAAGAAGCCGAGAGUAUAGACUUUAAUGAGUACUGAAGAGUUAUAAUGAAUCUUCACAUAUGAGCUGUAAACCAGCAUGAUUUAGAAGAAGAAAAAGUGGGUGGCGGGGGAUGGAUGCAAUCUAGCCAAAGUUAAGCACUUCUAAUUUCCUUGGAUUUCAGCGGAGAUGUUUAGAAUACACUUAAAUAUCUCCCUUUGAAAUCAAUCAGGACUAAAAAGUACUCAACUCUGGUGAGAUUGUUCUAAGUAUUUUCUCAUAAUGAAGACAAUUUUACAUGAAUAGUAGCCGUGUACCUGGGACAUUUCAAUCCAGAAUCUGUUUUGUAAUCUCUAUUUUUAUAAUAUUGGAACUUCUGUCACAGAAGGAAAAAUGUAGAGUCGUAAACAAUUUUAGUAAUGACUUUUUAAUAUUUUUUUUUUUAAAGAUCCCGCUGGCUUCAAACUGCAGCCCUACCUUAGAAGGGUUAUAAACUGCACUUUAAAUUUUCAAGGAAAUGUUUUCAAAUCCAGAAGGAACAAAUGAUUCUCUCCCCCGCUCCCUGCCUUUGAUACUACAAUCUGUACUAUAUCUUGUAGCAUUGCUCUUGUGGAAACUUUUAAUUUGACUUUAGUAAGUGUGGGGAGCUUACUUAAGGACCACUUCUUAGCAUGAUGUGUGACCCCCAGGAGUUAAUGGGAACAUUGACAGUGUUCUGCAAACACUGAUGUGGGGCCUCACCUACUUCAGAGUCUGCCCUAGACAUGUUGAUGCCUAUCCCCUGGGGAUAAAAAGAUAACAAUUUGUAGCCCCUUUACUGUUACCCACAGAAGUGCCAUUUGGGGCCGGCCACUUCAGCCUGCUUGAUUGUACAGCUGUUCCUGACUAACUUUCAGCAGCAAGCUCUCAUUAGGAAUAGUACCUUCCUUGCACUGUAAAUGUGCAGGUCCUGUUGAAAACAGUGGUGACCACCAAUACCACAUGCAGUAUAUUUUUGCAGACUCAAGAGCCACGUUAAAAGGGGAAGAUGGGUUGCAUAUGUAGUCCAUAUGUAGCUAACGCUUCUCAGUAUUACUUUGGGGAUGUGUGUGAUUGUUUUAACUUCCAUUACAGGCUUGUGAAUAGCAUCUCAUCUGGUCACCUGAGGCGAGUAAGACUCAUUUCAAGGCAACCAGUCAUCAGAAGCUUUUGUUACAUGUUAUUGAGUAGAUUCGGUUCUUCCCUGAGGUUGAUGAUUUGCCACAAAUGACAAAAUAUGGAUUCACUGAUCUGUUUCAGUAUAAGUGUUUGUAGACAAGAGUCUGCUUCAUCCAAAUGAUGGACCUGAAGUGUCACCCACAGCUGCCAGGAUAAUGCAGGAGCUUUAUCUGUUAGUCAUUAAGGUUGUAAAAGACUGGUUUCUGCUGAAGCAGACUAAUGUGGCUACCCGUGCCAAAAUAUAGGCUAGCAAUGUUGCAGGCUUAUUUGGAAGGCUAUGUUAGAGGAUAAGGAAGUAUCCCACUUCCCGUUCUAAGUGAUAGGAGCGAUUCCACCAACAUAUAUACUGGAGUUGAUCUGGGUGAAAUUCAGUGAGAGAAGCCUUAAAAGGCUGGGUAACGUCUUGGGAAGGCCUAUUCCUCCGUACAGCUUUAAACUAAUACUGUCGGUGGAUAACAGUGGUACUGGCAAAUUAGACUUGCGUAAGUCAUGUUUCCACACUUUUGGAUUGGCUCUGAAACACUUGACACCCCACCCCCUUUUAUUCCCACCCCCCGCCUUGGUUUCCCUGCAGUUUUAUUGAUGUUUCUUUCAUUUCACUAUAUCAGCGCUUCUUAAAGUGAGAGGUGUGGAUAUUGGUAAAAAUAGGGCAAGUUCCUUCUCCACUUCCAGGCCUAGGCAUUCCAGUCAGUGCAACAUGAAUGGCUGUGUAAUUCUCUCCUGCCCACCUCCCUAAGUUCUCUGAAACUUGCUGCAGGCCAUGGAACAAUCACUUUCCCCCCAAUAUUUCCUUCCCUGCAUUCUCAAGGUUAGGGACUUAAAGCAUAACAAGUGGCCAUGAUCCUUCUUUUCCCCCUCUUGGUCAUCUUUGAGCACUGCCCUUCAAAACUGCCUUUUUAUCAUAACUGCCUGAAAACGAUUUCCCAUACUUUAAAAACAACAACAACAACAAAAAAACAAACUGUUGGCUGCAAUUCUAUGUACACUUUCCUGGGAUUAAGCCCUGUUGAACACAGUAGGACUUCCUUCUCAGUUAGCAUGAGGAGGAUUGCACUAUUUGUUAGGAGGCUUAUUAUAGGGCUUUUUGCAUAAGUGCAGACCUAUAGCUGCUGUUGGCAGGAACCACACACCACAGACAUUUCCAUGAGUUUAGGUGGAAACCCUCGGCCUGAGUGAAGCAAAGCCAUUUCUUUUAUGAUCACCAUGGAAUCCAGUGGUUUCUCACCACCAUGUUGAUACUUUGCUGUGUUACAGAAGCAAACAUUCUGGUACAAAACCUUAUGGCAUAUAUUAAUCUGCUUACUACCUCACUGUGAUUAUACAAAUAAAUUUUUUAUGCUCAUUGGUA
Molecule: messenger RNA, 5199 nt
Organism: Hemicordylus capensis (graceful crag lizard)
Lineage: Eukaryota; Metazoa; Chordata; Lepidosauria; Squamata; Cordylidae
Gene: UGDH
Product: UDP-glucose 6-dehydrogenase
Exons: 12
Coding region: 1212-2696 (494 amino acids)
Biological process (GO): glycosaminoglycan biosynthetic process
Cellular component (GO): nucleus; cytosol
Molecular function (GO): UDP-glucose 6-dehydrogenase activity; NAD binding
Source: RefSeq, a predicted model, not a curated record